UAUCUGAGAAAGAACUCAAACUGCUCAAGUCUCCAACAAACUACAGUUCAUCAAACUCGGAUGUUCGACGCUUGAACAAAGGUCGUGUGAAGCCUGUGAAAUGCAGACAGAGCACAUCUUCCUCUUUCCAAUCCAUGGCAGAUUGUGAGUUAUCCGAAUCCUCCAGUGACACGGAUGUAAAAGUCUUGAGGCUAAAAAAGAAAAAAAAUGGUGGUCGAGUCUACGAUAAGAGGCAGUACUGUCUGUACUGUUUUAAACCAUAUGCCAAAAUUGCACGGCACUUGGAUAAGAAACACAGCAACUUGGAGGAGGUAGCACGAGCAUUCAGUUAUCCAAAAGGAUCAGUGGAGAGAAAGCUGCAGAUAACUCUAAUUCGAAAUAAAGGCAAUCGUCGCCACAACUUUGAGGUCCUGGAGGAGGGUAAAGGGGUGAUGGUUCCCUCUCAACAAAGCACUGAACCAGUGAAUGCAAAAGACUAUUUGCACUGCACAUACUGUGAGGCAUUACUCAAAAGGAAAGUGUUGUGGCGGCACAUGAAAAAAUGCAAAUUGGCAAAGAAAAGCAUGAAGCCAGGCAGAACCAGAGUGCAGUCACUUUGUGCUGCUGGACAGCCUGUCCCAAAGGAGAUCAAUGACAAAGUCUGGUGCCUAGUAAAUGGCAUGAAUCAAGACAACAUAACAGACACAAUUCGGCAAGAAAAAUAUAUUCUGAAGUUAGGAGAACACUUCUAUAACAAAAAAGGGACAGACAAAAGCCAACACCAAUAUAUCAGACAAAAAAUGCGGGAAAUGGGAAGAUUAGUUCUCCUAGCAAAGACCCAUGGCAAGCUGAAAACAAUACAUGACUUCUUUCUGCCAGCAAACUUCUGCCACGUUGUGAAAGCUGUGAAGAUGGUCUGUGGAUGGAGUGAAGAUACCAGCAGUUUCAAGAUUCCAUCCUUGGCGCUCAAACUAGGCCAUAGUCUAACUAAAAUAGCAGAUAUUGCAGAGUUUGAAGCAAGGAUGUCAGAGAACAAGAAGGCCCUUGAAAAUGUGAUGACGUUCAGGACAUUGAAAGAGAAUAAAUGGGAUGAGUGGGUGUCUUCGCAUGCACUGAGGAACCUCAGAGAGUCGAAGUGGAAUAAACCUCUUCUUAUCCCCUACUGUGAAGAUGUUGUGAGACUGCACAACCACAUUGACACAGAAAGGCCCAAGUAUCGAUCCAAUCUUGAAACUGCACCAAAUAAGAGGAACUGGUUAAAUCUUGCUAAACUAACACUUUGUGAAGUGAUCGUCUUCAAUCGUAGGAGAGAGGGAGAAGUUUCAAAGAUGUCCCUGAAUGACUUCAUGUUGAGAAACACCUUUGCCAGUAAUCCAGAUCUUGAUCUUGCCUUGACUGACAUGGAAAAGAAGCUCUGCAAAUACUUUGAGCGUGUGGAAAUCAAAGGUAAGCGGGACAGAAAGGUCCCUGUCUUACUCAGCCCAGACAUGGUGUCCUCCAUACAGAUGCUGGUGAGAUAUCGACGACAAUGUGAUGUGCCAGAUGAGAAUGUGUAUUUGGGUGGGUUAUCAACCCUGCUAUAUAGUUAAAAACAAAACAGGUCAAUGUUGCCAUGGCUUGUGUUCUCAUAGUUCAUGGAGAGGAUGAUUUAGUAUAUUCAGUGCUUCAAGUGAGCUUUUCUAACAUUGCAUCUUUAUGUUUUUCC
This is a messenger RNA of Fundulus heteroclitus (mummichog), 1684 nucleotides long. RefSeq lists its product as uncharacterized. The record is from RefSeq and is a predicted model, not a curated record. The transcript has 2 exons. NCBI's taxonomy places the organism in Eukaryota, Metazoa, Chordata, Actinopteri, Cyprinodontiformes, Fundulidae. The coding region runs from base 135 to 1568 and encodes 477 amino acids.